Gordionus sp. m RMFG-2023 is the source of this 360-nucleotide messenger RNA. RefSeq lists its product as uncharacterized. Lineage: Eukaryota; Metazoa; Nematomorpha; Gordioida; Chordodea; Parachordodidae. The coding region runs from base 1 to 360 and encodes 119 amino acids. The transcript has a single exon. The record is from RefSeq and is a predicted model, not a curated record.
AUGAUGGAAUACAUCUCCUCACAAAUCUGUAAAAUACUUGGAAGUGAAGAGGUUCUCCAAAAAUGGAGGCAAAGCUAUCAAGUUCCUAUCUUCAAAAAUAAAUGGGAUCCACACAAUUGUCAAAAUUACAGGGGCAAAAAACCAAUGUCACAUUGUCUUAAACUCUACGAAAAAAUAAUGGAAAAAAGAUUAAGAGAUAUAAUCGAAAUAGGUGGCUUUAUGCCUGGAAGAUCAACAAAUGAUGCAAUCCACGCAAUUAGGCAAAUGAGUGAAAAAUACAGGGAAAAGAGCAAAAAGCUACACAUGGUCUUUCUCGAUCUAAAAAAGGCCUUCGAUAGAAUCCCAAGAAAACUUAUCUGA